Gigantopelta aegis is the source of this 1487-nucleotide messenger RNA. Its product is annotated as globin C, coelomic-like. Gene Ontology annotation, molecular function: oxygen binding; heme binding. Bases 646 to 1266 code for a protein of 206 amino acids. The transcript has 3 exons. NCBI's taxonomy places the organism in Eukaryota, Metazoa, Mollusca, Gastropoda, Neomphalida, Peltospiridae. The record is from RefSeq and is a predicted model, not a curated record.
GUUCGUACACACGUACACACUACACAGUGUAUUUGAUCUACACUGUGUACGCACACUAAUCCAAUCCAGUGAUUUACAGCCGUUCUGAGAUCGAGUUCAAACCAAUACGUUUGCGCUUCUCGGUCAUCCGCUGCGUGGACUGAAAGCGGACAUUUUCUCUGGGAUACUAUUGAUCAGUGCGUAUAAAGGAAAAAUGCAUUAAGCAUUAAUGUAUGGCCACAGUCCCCUUGUAUCGGCGUUUUCAAAAGCCGCUGAAACAUUUGAAUAUCUCCACUUACCGCUCGGAUAUAGAUGCCUUAGCGCGGCUACCAACACAAUUUGUUUUACCAGAUCACAGAUAGAUUAGGUGUGUUUGAUGCAGGCAGGAAACAACGUUUGCCGGCAUGCUUUCUAAACAGAAGUUUUCAGUAACUGUAGAAAAUUAAAGCGUGCUUCUCCUAAUUGUCUUCGGAUAUGGAAGUGUGAGUACAUAGGAUGAACACGAGGACACCGAGAUGGGUGUUCGUAGAACAGCAUUCAGGAGUUGCACGUGAUGUGAUCUGGACUGGACGUGCUCUACUGGGAAUCAUACGAAGCACCAAAGUCAUAUAGUUUAAGGGUGAAUGGCCGACAGCGCCCUCUAUUUGCAGCGUGCGUGACGCGGUGAUGGGCUGCGACCUCACCAAAACCACGUCCGUGGCAGUUGAAGAGACAGACGCUCCAGAAGAAGUUAAAAAGUCUGGAUUUACCGAGACUCAGAUUGACACUAUUAUCAGUACCUGGCCCGUGUUGUACCGUGACCCGGUUCGAACCGGCGCCCAAGUCUUCAUAAGAAUAUUCACAGAUGUGCCUGGCUUGAAAAAACUGUUUGGACAGUUUGGGUCGUACAGUGUGGAAGAACUGAUGGAACUAAAAUCAUUUCGCGACCACUCUAGACUCUUCAUGGAAGUGAUCCAGACAAUCGUCGACAACAUCGAGACUCUGCCCAAGGAGACCCAGAACGACAUCAUCGCGCUGGGGGCGUCUCACGCCACCUUCCACGGCUUCGACAAACAGUACUUUCGCAUCUACACCAAGUGUCUGUUGGAGGUGUGGGAGCAGGAGCUGGGGGAGGAGUUCAUUCAGGAGGUCAGGGAUUGCUGGCUCCUCGUGUUCGAAUACCUCGUCGACAAGAUGUCAGAGGGGUUCGACCUCUGCCACAAAGACAUGGACUCGGACCACUUCAGUGGCAUGUUGAGUGACGGGAUGUUUUCCAAGGAGCACCAGCACCAGACGUGCACGACGUAGUAGUUAUAUAGUGUGUCUGUGAUACAAAUAUAUGUAUAUAUACGUUGUUGACACGUUGACGUCAAGAUACGACUUUCUUGACCAGGGCCCCGUUUUAUGAAGCGAUCUUAGCGCUAAUUUCACCUUAAGUGCAUAAGAUACCAUGGUGCAUAGGCGUAGGAACCAGGAUGGGGGAAUAAGGGGGCGUGUCCCCCCCCCCCCUUUCUUGAUCCAGUAACAGC